CCGGCCCUGUCGCCAUUGAGCAAAGCUAAUAUUCUUCCGGCAUAUGGUCCCCCAAAAUCUUUGCUAAAGAUCCAGGAAAACAAACAAACAAAACAACAAAAUCCCCGGGCCACCUCUCCCGGAGCCCCACCCCACCUCCCGGCUUGCUGCAAACUUCCUGGCCCCCGGACGGUGCACCGCGGGACACCGCGGUCAGGGCGGGCGGGGACCUGCUGCUGGGAUGCGGCUCCAGCCGCGCAGCUGAGUGCGACGCGGGAGCUCCGGAGCCGCUGGCGUGGAGGAGGAACCUGAGUUUGAGUGAAGUGAAGAGACUUGGGUGCCUGACCCCACAGAGCUGGAGCAUCAGUGAAAGCAGUGAGAUAUUGACACUAUAGAAAGAAACUGACAGCCUACUCCGUGUAUUGAUCCUGCUCUUCUCUACAAACACGACUCGACUCCCUACCACAGCCUACAGUUCUGCCCCAGAGACCACAAGUAUGAAUACCACAGACAGUGGUGUCAACUGUCUAUGUGCCAUCUGUGGGGACAGAGCAACAGGAAAGCACUAUGGGGCAUCCAGCUGUGAUGGCUGCAAGGGGUUUUUCAGGCGCAGCAUUCGGAAAAGUCACGUUUAUUCCUGCAGGUUCAGUCGCCAAUGUGUUGUUGACAAGGACAAAAGGAAUCAAUGUAGAUACUGUCGAUUACGAAAGUGUUUUAGAGCAGGAAUGAAAAAAGAAGCUGUUCAAAAUGAACGUGACAGAAUAAGCACCAGAAGAAGCACGUUUGAUGGCAGUAACAUUCCCUCCAUAAACACUCUGGCACAAGCUGAAGUUCGGUCCCGCCAGAUCUCAGUCCCUAGCCCCAGUGCAAAUACUGACAUAAACGUUAAGAAGAUUGCAAGCAUAAGUGACGUUUGUGAAUCUAUGAAGCAGCAGCUCUUAGUCCUGGUGGAAUGGGCCAAGUACAUCCCUGCCUUCUGUGAACUGCCCUUGGAUGACCAGGUGGCCCUGUUGAGAGCUCACGCUGGAGAACACUUACUGCUUGGAGCCACAAAAAGAUCCAUGAUGUAUAAAGAUAUUUUGCUUUUGGGAAACAACUAUGUCAUCCACCGUAACAGCUGUGAAGUUGAAGUCAGCCGUGUGGCCAAUCGAGUCCUCGAUGAGCUGGUUAGACCAUUCCAAGAGAUCCAGAUAGAUGACAAUGAGUAUGCAUGUUUGAAGGCCAUUGUGUUCUUUGACCCAGAUGCAAAGGGCCUGAGUGACCCCGUGAAAAUUAAGAACAUGCGGUUCCAGGUGCAGAUCAGCCUGGAGGACUACAUCAAUGACCGGCAGUAUGACUCCCGAGGCAGGUUCGGAGAGCUGCUCUUGCUGCUGCCAACACUGCAGAGCAUCACGUGGCAGAUGAUCGAGCAAAUUCAGUUUGUCAAACUCUUCGGCAUGGUCAAGAUUGACAACCUCCUUCAGGAAAUGCUACUGGGUGGUGCUGCCAAUGAUGGUAGCCAUCUCCAUCACCCAAUGCACCCACAUUUGUCUCAGGAUCCACUAACGGGACAAACAAUACUUUUAGGUCCCAUGUCCACACUGGUUCACUCAGACCAGAUCUCAACUCCAGAAACUCCACUCCCUUCCCCACCUCAGAGCUCUGGACAAGAACACUACAAAAUCACUGCAAAUCAAGCUUCCGUCAUUUCACACCAGCCCCUCUCUAAACAAAAGCCGUUGUGAGAAUGUGCUUGCUUCUGAAUGGUACUGUGUAAACGUGAAACACAUUGGUCUUGAAAUGUCUCAGGAUGGUACUUUUGCCAACUUUUUGUCAAGGCUUCUUCAUGGUGCUGUUGUAAGGUGGUAUCCUAUUUUCUUGUUUGUAAACACAUUAUGUUUAUUGUUGCUGUAAAGUCAAGCUUUCACAUGCAACGUAUGUAUAUUUCAAUUUGAAGUUGUUUUAUAGUGUAUUGUUUCCAACUAUCCCUGCACUGUGCCCAAACUACUGGGAUCUUAUGUAUGGCUUUCAUUUUUUUUCAUAAUGUUAAUUUAAAUCUGUAAAUAAUUGCUUUGUUGUGAUGUAAUGUAGAAUUAAGUGUUCUUUUUGGAUAAAAGUAGAUUAGAAAUACUAGGUAAUAUAAAAAGUAAGCAAAUAUUUUAAAGAAUAAAUUGUAAACUUGAAGAUUGGAAAAGGUGAACAGUAGCUGUAGAAUAGAGCGUCUCUUUGAAGGAUAAUACAUCAGAGCCUUCUUUUGCCUGCAGAAAAUGUUUCUAUGUUAAAUGUAGAGAACUAAAGCCAUUUUAAGGAUGACUGGUUCUCUGCAAUGUGACUUUAUUUGAAGAGCUAAGCUAAGGGAAGACAUGUUGCUUUUUUCAGUUAGGAUACAAGCCAAAGUAAAACAAAGACAUACUAAACAAUGGUUCAACCAAAAGGGCAUUCAUUAGAACUUAGUGCAUCCCCACACCAGCUCUCCGGGAAGCCAUGAGAGUCUUUCUAUAGGGACCUGUGUUAAUUAAAGUUCCACAACUCUGUGAGAAAUUAUAUUGAACACAUUUGUGCCAACCCAGCUCUGGUUGGCUUUAAUGAGACUGGGUAAGAAAACAACACAUGAAAGUCUACAGUGUGGUUUUAAUAAUAUACAGGGACAGACCAUGGAAUAGUAUUUGCCAUAGCACUCGUAGAGGCUAACAAGUACAAAACUGUUUACAGUAUUUGCAACGAGGACAAGAAACCAGCUUUGUACCUUUUGCAAUCCUCACAUCUUCACCUAAAACCCUGAAGAUGAUGAAAAGUACACUAGAUUGUUUUGAUGACUUAGGAAGUUUCGCAACAAAGGAAUAUAUUGAACAUCUACUUCUAGACUGAGAAGUACCCCAACUACUUAAGAUUACCCACACCUUGUGUUUAUUUUAAAAUCAUCAAUGAUAGGACACCUCAUGAAGCAGCAAUGGCUCCUACUCUCUUUCUUCUUGCCUCUCUUGUUUUUUCCUCUCAUAUUUACAGAAGUAGUCGAAAUUGUUGAAUAUGAAAUUGUAAAUAUUAUUUUUUAAGUAGACGAAAUUGAGCACAUAUCAAAUGAAAAAAGCAUCUGAAGCUGCAAGAUUUUGGUUAAAGUUUUUCCAGGGACCUUCACAGUUUCUCUGAUUAUGAGUCAUAAUUUCCACCUACCUACAAGUGCAAAGAUCAUUUUAAUAUUAACUAACUUGGCUCUAAAAGUAAAGUAAUAUGACAACUAUCAGCAGUUUCUCAGAGCCAACUGUAUUUCUUCAAAUGCUAUUAUCCUUGUGAAACUAAAAUAUAGUGUUGGUGGAGUGAGGAGGAAGAGAGAGAGAAGGAGAUGGAAGGUUCCUUAAUUCUUAUAUUUUGAAAUAUUACUCUUGUUUCACAAAAUAAGUAAGUUACUAAAUUUCAUGAGUACAAAUAUCAUCUGUAGGUUUUUAUUUACUUAUUUAAUGUUAUUCUCCUACAAGAAAAAUAUGCUCUAUCUUGGUCACCAUAACAAAAUGUCAUAUGCUGGGAAGAAUAAACAAUGGAAAUUUAUUUCUCAUAGUUCUGCUCAUAACAAAGCCCAAGAGCAAGAAUUAUCAGAUUCUCUCUCUGAUCUGUAGAUGCCGAUUGUGAGAGCUCUCAGGGGACCACUUUUGCAAGAACACCAUUCUCACUCAUGAAGGCCUGCCCUCAUGACCUCUUCACCUGCUAGCAUCCCGCCUUUGCAUAACAUCACACAUUUGGCUUCCUUGAAACAUAAAUGAGGAGACAUAUGGGCAUUCAGACCAUAGAAAAUAAUUUUAGAAUAAAAAUCAUAAAAUUUAUAUUGUUGUGAAUAAUGUACUCGUAAAGAUUUACUAAGGAGAAAUUAGAAAUUAUUGCUAAUAAUUUUGUCUUAAUAUCUAUGGCCAGGGAAUUUGUACUAUAGUAUUUUUAUAUGUCAAGCUACCAGAAAUGGUAGACAAAGAAAAAUUGAUAUUUUCAGUGUAUUAUCAUGAUAUUGUUAAGAAAAGUCAUUGCUUUUAUAUAAUACACUUUUUCAGGUGAUAGAUAUAAAUAAUUUAUUGUGAUAUAUCAAUUCAUUUUAUAAAUGCAAAAAUUAUUUUUAUAAAUUUCAUUGUUGAAAAUCAGAAAUGAGUAGUUUUUUAAAUGUUGGAUUACAGUGAGAUUAAAAUAUUUCUAAACUGUGAUGCCUGCUUUACUGAGCUUUCUAAAUAAAAACUGAGAAAAUAUAGCUAAAAUGGGAUGCUUCAUCAGUAUUUAAAACUAUUAUCAUAAUUUUAGAAAUACAUUGUCCAUCAUGUUUUCAUUGUGUUUCACUGGAGGAAGAAAAGCUCAUCUCCUAGUAUUGAAAGACUUAGACUCUGAGGGAAAAGAUAAUUCUUAUAUAUA
This is a messenger RNA of Mesocricetus auratus (golden hamster), 4341 nucleotides long. RefSeq names its product hepatocyte nuclear factor 4 gamma (gene Hnf4g). Bases 477 to 1703 code for a protein of 408 amino acids. The record is from RefSeq and is a predicted model, not a curated record. The transcript has 12 exons. NCBI's taxonomy places the organism in Eukaryota, Metazoa, Chordata, Mammalia, Rodentia, Cricetidae. Gene Ontology annotation, biological process: regulation of transcription by RNA polymerase II; anatomical structure development; cell differentiation. Gene Ontology annotation, molecular function: nuclear receptor activity; zinc ion binding; RNA polymerase II cis-regulatory region sequence-specific DNA binding.